Messenger RNA from Labeo rohita (rohu), 1512 nucleotides. RefSeq lists its product as uncharacterized. The record is from RefSeq and is a predicted model, not a curated record. The transcript is spliced from 6 exons. Lineage: Eukaryota; Metazoa; Chordata; Actinopteri; Cypriniformes; Cyprinidae. Bases 256 to 870 code for a protein of 204 amino acids.
GCCCGGACAUGAUCCCUAUUGGAUACAUCAGCCAACGUGGAUUACAUUACAGUUCAGGAGUCUGACAUCAUCACCUGUCUUGAUCUCAACUGGAAAGGCAGCUACAAAGAGACUUUGCUGACGUCACCAGGAAACUAGAAUAAAUACAAAGGUGAGGACCAGAGCGAAGGCAAAAAGAAGGAAGAACGGAAUGAGGCAGGUGUAUCAGCAGGAGCUGCUUUCAUAUACACUCAUUUAGUCACUCUGGAACUGAGUAUGGCCGGCAUUUUGCAGUAUUGUUUUCUGAUCCUGAUUUUCGGCAUUCCGACGCACACAUGUGCGGCAGUAGUCCAAAAUGCAAAGUGCGUCAGAGAGGAACCCUGUUUUGAUCUACACUUGUUGGCUAAUAUGGCCGAGCGUGUCAGCAAAGACGUGACAGCUGCAGAUGGUGAGAAGAUCCUCCUGAAGCACAGAUCCUUUGACAAAAUUGGGAAAAGGAGAAAUCUUCACAGCUGCGUCCUGCAGAAAAUCAUCAAACUAUUUCAUGAUGUUCUCGAUAAGACGAAGGGGAACUACGUCCCUAAAGAUGAGGAAAUAAACCACCAUCUUGAGCUUAUACACGUUAUGGAUCGACUCAAAAACUGUUUAUAUGAGACAAAAGAUAAAUGUAAAAAGCUAUAUAAGAUGGCAGACAUAACCACAACUUCCUCUCCAGCGAUUCCGGAGAAAAACAUGAACCCGAAUCAGCUUGCUGUCUUACAGCUGCAAAAACUGAAGUAUGCCAGUGAAAGGCUCAGCAAUGUGGAUAUCCAGGAAAUGGUCAUGGAUGAGCUAAAAUCCCUUCAUCUCUACAUGAGGGGAAAAGGCUUCCGGAAAAAUACGAACGACUGAAAAAGAAGCAUGUCGUUCCAGCCUAAGAUGUGUUAUGUCACCUGAUCACUUUACACUCUUAAAAAUAAAGGUGUUUCACGAUGCCAUAGAAGAACUUUUUUUGUCUAAAUGGUUCCAUUAAGAACCUUUAACAUCUGAAGAACCUUUCUGUUUCGCAAAAGGUUAUUUGUGGCAAAAGAAGGUUCUUCAGAUUAUAAAAAGGUAAGAAAGAGAUGGUAGUUUAAAGAACCUUUGACUGAAUGGUUCUUUGUGGAACCAAAAUGGUUCUUCUAUGGCAUCGCUGUGCUUUUAAAGCACCUUUAUUUUUAUGAGUGUAAGAUGUGCCAGUUUAAGCAGGGACAGAAUAACAAGCUAUCUCUUCUAAAUGAGACCAACUUAUUUUUCUGACUUUUUUUUUAUUCCUAACCAGGUAUUUUAGUUGUUCGUGCUUUUAGUGCAAAUGUCUUUGUUGCUUUUUUAAGUAAUGAGUAUUUAAACAGUAUAUGCAUAUUGCUUACGUACUUUCGGUGAAAGAUUGAGUGUACUGCAGUAAACGCAGGUGAAAAAAUAGACAAGAUAUAGAUAAUUUUGUCAAUGAAAACACAAUAUACAUGUUUUUCUUUGUAUUCUAUUGCAUUCAUUUGUCUGCUCAGUAAAAUAUUU